CAGGAACAAGUCGAAACGCAGAAGACGAGCAGAGCUGGAGAGAAAAUGGCCGACAGAUUCAAUAGGUUCAACGAAGAACGUGAUUUCCAGCUGCAGUACUGUGUUGUGUACAGAUCGCAGAGAUGAGUUACAGGACUGGAGUGCAUCUUGCAGUCUAAUGAAUCAUGCUACACUGUCUGAGGAGCAAGUUUUGCUUGGUUGAUCUACAACAGAAGUCCAACAAACUGUCAAUCAAAUAACUAGGGCAAACAAAGGAUUACAGUGUAAUACAAGCAGGUUAAACAAGGAUGUUGGAAUUGGAAGCUUAUUUAGAAUCCCCCUACCACUUAAAUCAAAACUGUAUUUUAGUGUUCUGUUCUAUCUUUUUUUUUUCAUCCCCUUUUCUCCCAAUUUGGAAUGCCUAAUUCCCACUACUCGGUCCUUGUGGUGGCGCAAUUACUCACCUCAUCCUGGUGGCGGAGGACAAGUCUCAGUUGCCUUCACUUCUGAGACCUUCAAUCCACGCAUCUUACUCUGCAUGUGGAGGCUCAUGCUACUCUCCCUGAUCCACGCACAUCUUACCACAUGCCCCAUUGAGAGCGAGAACCACUAAUCACAACCACAAGGAGGUUAUCCCAUCUGACGCUAUCCUCCCAAUAUUUUUGCUUAGGAGACCUGGCUGGACUCACUCAGCACACCCUGGAUUCAAACUUGUGACUCCAGGGGUGGUAGUAAGUGUCAAUACACACUGAGGUACACGGGCCCCCCUGUUCUCUUCUACCUUGAUAUAUUUUUGUGUGCCCCACAUCAUAUUCUCUCUCAGCUGUUGUCCUGUCUGUUCAGUUUCAUCUCCUGAUGUGUCUGGACUGAAACGGUCUCUGAUCCUGUUGUUGUCGAGCAGAUGUCUGUACUACCAGCAGAUGAGAUUAGAAUGCAGGCAGCACGGAAAUGUAUUUCCUGGAAAGGUCUUCCCUGAUGGAGGUUCCUCUGUCUGCUUGUCCUAACCUUUGGGAAUUAGUUCUCACCAUGGAGUAUGGAUCAGCUCUUCCAAUCUUACAUUACACCCCAUAUAUCUUCUCUUCUCUAUCCCAGACAAAACCCAAAGACAAGACCAAACCGAAAGAGGGUCUCUCAACAGUCUCCUCAAAUUUCUCCAAAUAUUUAGGGUUUGAUUUGAGUCACACAGGCAUUGUGUUUUUUGUGAUUUGAUUAUUAAUGCCAACCAGGGUUGCAAAUUGUAAGAUAUUUUCAUUAACGUUAAUGAAUGAUAAUCAAUUAAUCAUUAACAAAAACAAUAAUUAACUGCAAGCUUGAAAGAAAAACAAUUCUUCAAUCAAAGCUUUAUUUAUUAGGGAUGUCAUAAAAUAUUGAUUAUUGAUCUGCAUGUUAUAUUAUCUAUAUAUUUUUGAGGCAUUGACGUAUUAAAAUUAGCCAACAUUUAUGUAAGAAGCCUUAUUUGCGUGCUUUCAAUUCACUCAGUUGGGUUUCUGUUUAAUAGUGUGGCGAAUUGGCGUUGGGAGACCACAAGAGUGUGAUAUAACUUUUACUGAAGCCGGGUUGCAGAUAGGACCAAAAGCACCAGUAUCACACAUGGAAGACGAGCUGAUGCGGCACAGCAGAAGGCAGUCCAAAGUUACAAAGAUUUUUGUACUUCAAGAAUGAACAAAGUGACUUUAAUGAGUUUGCAGGGUGGAAAUCACUUUGACCAGUAUGAGGAAGGCCAGUUGGAGUUGGAACAGGCCUCUUUAGACAAACCCAUAGAAUCGGAUAACAUUGGGCACCGACUUCUUCAGAAACAUGGCUGGAAGUUGGGUCAAGGCCUGGGCAAAACUAUGCAGGGACGAACUGACCCGGUGCCCAUCGUUCUCAAAUAUGACGUCAUGGGAAUGGGGCGCAUGGAGAUGGAGCUGGACUAUGCAGAAGAUGCCACAGAGAAGCGUCGGGCGCUGGAGAUAGAAAAAGAAGACACAGAGGAACUGCGUCAAAAAUACAAGGAUUAUGCGGAAAAGGAGAAAGCCAUAGCCAAAGCUCUGGAGGACUUGAGGGCCAACUUCUACUGUGAGCUGUGUGACAAGCAAUAUCAGAAACAUCAGGAGUUUGACAAUCACAUAAACUCAUAUGACCAUGCACACAAACAGAGACUGAAAGAGCUGAAGCAGAGAGAGUUUGCUCGGAAUGUGUCAUCUCGUUCUAGAAAGGAUGGCAAGAAACAGGAGAGGAUGCUGCGGCGUCUCCAUGAACUGGCAGAACAAAGGAAGCAGCAAGAGUAUGUCCCUGGUAGUGGCCCUAUGUUUAAACCCACUACAGUGAUAGUAGAUGGUGAGAAGGGAGACGACUCCAUGGAUGGUGUGCCUAUGACCAUAGAUUCCAACACAGAACCUAUUGACGAUAAGGGAGUCUGUAGUGUUGGUGAUCAAGGCUCCCCUAGAUCAACUCCUUCCAUCAGCUUUGGCUUCAACAAAACUGGCUCUUCCCCAACGCCCUCUGGAGGCUCACAUGCUCCCAAAGUUAGUGUCUCCUUCUCCUUAGCUAAAAAAGCCCCCGUCAAACUUGAGACUGCAGCAGCUGUCUUUGUAGACCCUGGUGAAGAAGCAAUGGAGGGAGAAGAAGGUCAGGAAGAGGGAGGAGAUAAGACAGGAGGAGAGGAAGGAGCUGUGGAAACUAACACUGAUAGCCCACAAUGUGCAGCAGGAGGUGAGGAUGAACUGUCACAACCAGAUGAUGGAGGAACCCUGGCCUCCACUUUGAAUAAGCUGAAGAUGAUGAUGAAAAAGGAGGAAGGUUACUCUGGACAGGAGCCACAGUAUUACCAUUAUGUACCUCCUACACACUGUCGGGUCAAGCCACAUUUCAAGUUUCUGCUUUUCAUGAAGGCCUCAGACCAGUGUGCCAGUGAAGAGGAUGGAAAGAAAGCUGAAAAAGCAGUAGCUGGUGAAGAUGGAGAGCAAAUAAAGCUAAAUGUCAGCAGCAAAUAUGAAAAAGAGACAGUGAACGAACCUACACAAGUGCAAAACACAACUCCUCCUCCCACAUCAACCAAAAUGAAGACCGAGGAAGUAUCAUGUAGUAGUACCUCAGCGGGGCAAAGUAAUACAAUAAUUUUAGAAAUUUCUUCCCAACCAGCUGAUGCCAAGCAAGGAAUGUCUGAGCCUCCAGACACAGGUCCCCGCAUACCAACUGGGCCUUUCUUUCCUGUGCUUGGUAAGGAUGAAAGCACCACGUUGCAAUGGCCUUCUGAAUUGCUGGAGUUCACUAAGGCUCAGCCAUCCCUCUCCUACAGUUGUAAUCCUCUCUACUUUGACUUCAAGCUGUCUAGAAACAAAGGAAACUGGGCAGGGAAAAACAGCAAAUCUGCCAAGCCAGUUAGCACUGAUGGAGGAGAAGGAUCAAAGUCUGUCAGCAUGGAUACUACUCCUGAUGUAGGAGAGGGAUCCAAGUCUGGCAGCAUGGAUACUACUCCUGUCAGUAGUGGAGAGACCUGCACUUCCACAAUGGUAGCAGGACCAAGUACUGAUCAAAAGAAACAUUCAUCCUUAAAAGAGGGAGGUGCUGAUAAUGAGAACAAAGAGCAGAAAUUACAAAGUAGUGUGGAUGUGUCUGCAGGGACUAAGAAAAAGAAAAAGAAGAAAAAACAUAAGAAAUCAAGCAAGCGUUCCAAACGCAGCGAAAAAGUAGCAGUGGACGUGGAGUUGGAGAAUGAGAUGUCAGAAGAUAAAACUAAAAAGAAAAAAAAACAUAAAAGAAAGAAAAGCAAAAAUAAACCAUGUGAUGCUGAGGAAAAUGAAGAGGGAGGUGACCGCAAGGAAAAAGAGAAAGAUAAGGAAGAAGAGAAUCACAAGGAGGGGAAAGAUGGAGUGUCCUCUGCCCAGUCAUCUGGAGUAAAUGUGUCCCAUGAUGGAGGAAAGAGAAAACGGUCCCACACAAUGUCACAGUGGUCUGGAGUUAAGGAAAGCAGUGCAGGAAAGCCAAGCUCUGCAGAAGAGCACAAUGGUACUAAAAGCCUUAAAUCUGACCCCGAUGCACCCGCAGCCUCUUGCUCUGCUUCAGCCCAGAAAAGCUUAAGUGGAGGUCGACCUCCCAGCAGUGACAGUGAAGAGGAUGGAGGAUCAUCCUCUCAACAUUCCCGACCAGCUCGCCGUUGCUCCACACCAAAACGUGAGCACCACAGACACUGCAGUGAUGAUUCAGGACAAUCAGGACGUUCACGUAGUAGAUCGUCUCGUGGAGGUGACCAUAACCAUAGACGCCACAGAGGUCAGAAGUCAUGCAGUCGAUCUUACUCGAGUAGCUCUGAGCGUUCCUCUGCUGGGAGCAGUGCUUACAGCCGCCGUAGUCACAGUUACUCAGACAGUUACAGUGACUAUAGUGAUGAAGAACAUCGUCAUAGAACAAGAAGACCUUCUUCAGACUCAGACUAUGAAAGGCGUGAUAGUGGGCGGUCUCACAGACGGCACUAUUCCUCAUCUUCCUCUGAGGACUCUCGUUCACGAUCACGCUCACACAGCCGCAGAAAACAUCAUAGGCGGAGACACCAACGAAGUAGUAGUCGCAGCUCUAGUCGCAGUAGUAGGAGCAGCAGCGCUCGCCACUAUAGACGAAGCACUUAUAGUCACAGCCGUAGCUCUGCUAGUCGUUCAUCUAGCUCCACUAAAGGUUCUCCACAUCGACAUGGUCACAGCCGGCGAUCUGACAGCUCCACACGACGACGUGAUUUCAGCAGGUCGCGCAUUUACUGUUCCCAGUCUCCAAGGUCCUCCUCUUCCCGCACACAGGCACGAAAGAGCAACUCUUCAUCAGCACAAGGAACUAGAUGUAGUGGUGGUGCUACCUCAAAGGAAGGUGGAGGUGCUGCAGAACAUCGAAAUUCAUUCACAGCUCGGCAGCUACUGGAGAAAAUCCAGUCUCGAAAAGGAGGGGAUGAGUCUGGAACUGGCACCAAGCCAGGCAUCAAGAUCAAGGACCCUCCACAAGGAUACUUUGGACCCAAGCUCCCCCCUGCCCUUGGAAACAAAAGUAUUUUGCCCCUUUUUGGUAAACUCCAGGCAGGAAAGAAACCAUCAUUAUUUUCUCUUAUACGUUUGAAUGAGAGUGAAAAGUCAGAGCAGGGGAAAAAUUCUGAUAGUAGUGAAGUUAUCUUGGUAGAACCCAUUCGUGAAUUUCCUCCCCCACCCCAGCCACAAGUCCAACAGCAAAAGCAGCAGCAACAACAACAAAAGCAACAGUUAGAGGAGGCCGUACCAAAUGCUGUAGUGCCAGAGGAUACCAGACAUCCAGUCUCAGACACACAGGCCCUUCAGGAGUCUCAGCCACAAUAUGAGCACGAUCCAGCUAUGAUGAUCCCACAAUACCAAGGUGAGGCAAGGCAAGACCCCAGUAAUCCCAUUUCGGAUGGACAUCUAAUGGGGUCUGAUAUGGGUACGCAGUCUACUAUGCACACCUACACUGGUUACUCUGCACCCACAAUGGAGGAUGGGGAAAUGGGCAUAGAAGCUGAAGAAGAUGGACUUGCACCUUUAGAAAGUCAACCAAUUACCUUUACUCCAGAGGAAAUGGAAAAAUACAGCAAGUUGCAACAAGCAGCUCAACAGCACAUUCAACAGCAGCUGUUAGCCAAGCAGGUGAAGAGCUUCCCUUCAGCCGCAGCUGUUGCAGCGGCAGCUAAUUUGGCAGCAGCGGCUAACCUUGCCCAUGCUCCGCCACCUCCACCAGCUGCAUUGCAGCCUAUACACAUCCAUCAACCCACAGUUUCUGCAGCUUCUGCUACCUCCAUUACCACAAUGCAGCAUGCCAUCCUGCAGCAUCAUGCUGCUGCAGCAGCCAUGGGUAUUCAUCCCCAUACCCAGCAUCAUCAUCACCCUGCACAUGCCCAACUAGCCCAGGUGCACCACAUCCCUCAACAUCAUCUAACCCCUAUUUCCUUGUCACCAUUGGGACAUUCCUUAGGCCACUCAUUGGGUCACUCUUUAGGACACACAGGCUUGAUUCCAGCUCACCACACUGCCUUUUUGUCAGGCCAACCAAUACAUAUUAUACCAGCCUCUGCGCUCCAUCACAGCCCUCUUUCUCUACACCAUAUCCCCCAUGCUGCCCUUUACCCCACUCUCUUUGCCCAUCGGCCAGCCACUGCAGCAGCAGCAGCUGCCCUGCAGUUACACCCAUUUCUUCAUCCUAUCUUCUCAGGGCAGGACCUGCAACACCCACCAAACCAUGGCUCCUGAAAAUUAUAUUUGAGGUGUGAAAAUUUAAGUUUAGUUGGGUGGUAUGUACUCUGCUUCCAUAAGGGCAUCUCAUCAGGACAGUUUAUGGGUAUAUUUUAAAAAAUUUAAUAAACACAAAAAGUAUGAUUUUCUUGGCCACCUUUCGAGAUUGUAAUGUGAUGAAAAUCAUGUGAAAUCAGGACCAGGAGAUUGGUCGGCAGUGGUAUAUCGUAUGUAUAUUCCCUCAAGGAGUAAAGAAAAGGUGCAAGGGUUUAUUUUUUAGGUCAAGGACAUGGAUUUCACAACUAGAUAAAGGACAAGAAACCACAUCUUUAGUUUUCUAUGGUAUGUCAUACAUUUUUGUUCAUUGUCUGAAGUUUUUCUUAUAUCCACAGGCUGAUUGUAGGCCUUAAGUGUGGCUUGAUAGGGUUGACAAGGGCAGUCUUAGAGGGUCAUUGGGAGAUAGUUUUUUUUUGUGUACUAAGCAUUCUUGACUAAAUUAAUUGACGUGUAUGAAUAUGCAAAGAUAUAAUUGUGCCUGGUUCUCAAAAAACAGGCUAUGAUGAAUUUGACGAUGGGCCCACUACAAGGUUGCCAUAAUAUUUGGUCAUUUUUUCAGCUCAUACUAAUUGUUAUAAAAGUACCAUACUUCUAUCAAAUGGUGUCAGAAAACAUGAACAAGAUUAUUACAGUUAAAAGCCAUACUCCGCACUCAACUGUGUAAACUUAUUUUUUUGGUUGGUUGCAAAUCAAUAUUAAUGAUCUGAAAAUAGUGAAUGGAACGUAGACAUCACAAAUGUUGAUGUCACACGUUUUUAUAUUGUCACAGGCUGUUGGAACUGCAUACCAAGUUACACUUUGGGAUUUGAGGGUUCCCAUCCCUUGUAAUUAAAAUUGUGAAAUAUUGCACUGAAAAAUGUACAUUUUAGAUGCUGUUUUUUGCAUCUUGUAACAACUGUAUGAUUGUAUUCAAUAAUUUUAUUUUGUUUUUUAUUUUAAAUUAUUUUAUAUUUUUGUUUCUUUUUUUGGAAAAUGUUUUUGUUGUCUUUCUGCACAAUUAGUUCAAUGUAAAUAAACUUGUGUAAAAAGAUAAUGUAAAAUAAAUGUUUGUAACACCUGCUUAAAAAUGCUAAUAAAACAAAUAAUGAAAUAAAGGAUACAUAAACAUGAUCAGGGCUGGUACUUCAGAGGUCAGGGAAGUAUUUGGAAAGUGGAUGGACAGAAGAAUGUUGUACAAGUUUUGGUGACAAUAAUUGUGCUGUAAACAUUAGCUUUUUGAAGUCCUCUAUUCAUCAGCAAAUACAAAUUUGACUAAGUAAUCACUUGUACAAGUAUUAUACUUUUAAUACCCAGAUAAGUCUUUGACAUAAAACGUAUUUAACCUGUAAUGUUAAAAAAAAAAAAAAAAACAAUGCUUGAACAUUAAAAUAAAAUGCU
Xyrauchen texanus (razorback sucker) is the source of this 7613-nucleotide messenger RNA. Its product is annotated as G patch domain-containing protein 8-like. Gene Ontology annotation, cellular component: nucleus. Gene Ontology annotation, molecular function: nucleic acid binding. The record is from RefSeq and is a predicted model, not a curated record. The coding region runs from base 1638 to 6197 and encodes 1519 amino acids. The transcript has 9 exons. NCBI's taxonomy places the organism in Eukaryota, Metazoa, Chordata, Actinopteri, Cypriniformes, Catostomidae.